This is a messenger RNA of Alligator mississippiensis (American alligator), 3314 nucleotides long. RefSeq names its product ectonucleoside triphosphate diphosphohydrolase 7 (gene ENTPD7). The record is from RefSeq and is a predicted model, not a curated record. The coding region runs from base 586 to 2412 and encodes 608 amino acids. Gene Ontology annotation, biological process: nucleoside diphosphate catabolic process. Lineage: Eukaryota; Metazoa; Chordata; Crocodylia; Alligatoridae. Gene Ontology annotation, molecular function: nucleoside diphosphate phosphatase activity. Gene Ontology annotation, cellular component: membrane. The transcript is spliced from 11 exons.
GGUGUCGGAGGGCCGGGACGGGGGCAAAGUCCUGCCCCGUUGGCCCUGCUCUGCCCGGCACUCUGCCAGGGCUGCGUGGCCGGUGCCAGGACAAGCCCGGGCCCUCUCGCCCUGGGAGCGAGGUGCCCGGCCGCGGGGCAGGGCAGCGACGUGGGCCGGUGGCGGGAGCUGCGUGGCAGUGCCCUCCACCGCCCCCCGCGGCAGCGCCCGCACCUGGCACCAGGGUGCUUUAACUCGUGCGGCCGAGCGGCCCGGGGGGCGGCGCUGCCCGCUCCGCCGAAGCGCUGCCGGACGGGGGUGCUGGGAGGGAGCGAAGGCCCGAGGGUCCUGCCCCGCGGCCCCGAGCCACUUCGCUCCUGCUCCUCGUGGCCGCAGCCCCGACCGCAGCCCAAUUACCCGGCCGCGCGGCGCCAGCUCCCGGCCUGGCCCCGGCACGAGGGGAAGGGCAGGCGGCCCCGCGGGGCCGUGGGAAUCGAGCGGGGGUCGCUCUAGUCCGAGCUGCAGCCGGGGGCUGUUAGUGCCUCGCGCCUGCGGCCUGGCGGGGCUGGGGAGCCAGGCGUCCUAAUCGCGUUAGGCCUCUCGCUAAUGGGGACGAGCAGCUGCUGCCGCGGCUCUGCCCAGGCGCGGGCGGCUCACAUUGCGCUGACGCGGCGCCGCGGGGACCAGCCCAGCCAGGGCAUCGAUCCGCCCCAUCGAUCUCCGGCCCUCGUGUCCGAGAGCGCGGGCCGGGCCCCGGGGAAUGUGGGGCGCCUGCGGCCGGAGGACAAAGGGUACCUGGCGCGGGUGGGAGACCUGGAGGCGACGGACACGAGGGACCCGAUGCUGAACUACGGGGUCGUCGUUGACUGCGGCAGCAGUGGCUCGCGGGUCUUCGUCUACUUCUGGCCCCCGCACAACGGGAACCCCCACGACCUGCUGGAUAUCAAGCAGAUGCGGGACCACAGCAGCCAGCCCGUCGUCAAGAAGAUCAAGCCAGGGAUCUCUGUGGUGGCAGCAACCCCGGAGCAAGCCAUGUCCUACAUGCGCCCCCUGCUGCGCUUCGCCGCUGCCCACGUGCCCGCCCAGAAGCACAAGGAGACGCCCCUCUACAUCCUGUGCACGGCCGGCAUGAGGCUGCUGCCCGAGAGGCAACAGGCAGCCAUCCUGGAGGACCUGGUGAGACACGUGCCGCUGGAGUUCGACUUCCUCUUCUCCGAGACGCACGCGGAGGUGAUCUCUGGGAAGCAGGAGGGGGUCUACGCCUGGAUCGGCAUCAACUUUGUGCUGGGCCGGUUUGAUCACCCAGAUGGGGGGGACGCGGUGGUCACGGUGGCUGUGGGGGCCCAGACGGAGGCUGUGGUGCGGAAGCGGACGGUGGGGAUCCUGGAUAUGGGCGGGGCCUCACUGCAGAUCGCCUAUGAGGUGCCCAGCCCCAGCACCUUCCCCUCGCCGCAGCAGGAGGAGGCGGCCAAGAGCCUGCUGGCUGAGUUCAACCUGGGCUGCGACGCGCAGCGCAGCGCCCACGUCUACCGCGUCUACGUCAGCACCUUCCUGGGAUUCGGCGGCAACUUUGCCCGGCAGCGCUACGAAGACGCCCUGCUCAACCACAGCCAGGCCCAGCACAGCCUGCAGGGCCAGCCGGCGGGGCUGACCGCCGACAUGCCCAUGCUGGACCCCUGUCUGCCCGUGGGGUUGGCAGAUACGGUGGAGAGGGGUGGGCGCCAGCUGCACCUGCGAGGACAUGGGGACUGGCAGGCCUGCACCCAGCGGCUGCACCCCCUGCUCGCUGACGCAGGCACCAACAGUAGCCAGGCCUCCCUCGCCGGCACGUACCAGGCACCCAUUGACUUCGGCAACAGUGAGUUCUACGGCUUUUCUGAGUUCUUCUACUGCACCGAGGAUGUGCUGCGCCUGGGCGGCCGCUACCACGCAUCCACCUUUGCCCGCGCCGCCCAGGACUACUGCAGCCAGAACUGGGCGGUGCUGACCCAGCGCUUCCAAGACGGGCUGUACUCGUCCCACGCAGACCAGCACCGCGUCAAGUACCAGUGCUUCAAGUCGGCCUGGAUGCACCAGGUCCUCCACCAGGGCUUCCACUUCCCCCUGGACUACCCGAGCCUGCGCACGGCCCAGCUGGUGUACGACCGUGAGGUGCAGUGGACGCUGGGCGCCAUCCUGUACAAGACACGCUUCCUGCCACUCAGGGAUCUGCGGCAAGAGAGCGGGCGACAGCCCCAUGCCACCUGGCCCCGCCUGUCCUUCGUCUACAACCACUACCUGUUCCUGGCCUGCAUACUGGUGGUGCUGCUGGCCAUCGCCCUCUACCUGUUGCGGCUGCGCCGCAUCCACCGCCGCCACCUGCGCACACCCCCGCUCGACCGGCUGUGGCUGCAGGAGGUCGCACUGCUGCCUGGCCCUGGGACAGGGCCCUGACACAGCCCCGCGCCACCCGCAGAGCCAGUGUGGGUACGGCCCCACGGCCUGAACCUGGCACUCCGCGGCUCCGUCUCUACCUCCUCAGACUCCAGAGCCUGUCCCAUCACCUCAAGCGAGGGUGCGGAGGCACCUCCCACCCAGAAAUGCUGGAGUCCAGAUGAGCGAGGGGCAAGCUGGAAAUGCCCCCAGGGCUGGGCAGACCAUGUCCACUCUCAAACUGCUGCUGGGCUGCGGGGCCAGGCCCCCAGCCCCCUCUCUGCAUUCCCUGGCCUCUGCCCUUCGCCUGGGCAGAGGCAUCGACCGGAGCUCCUGGCCUCAGCCCUGGUCCUCGCUCGGCCUCACUCCCAAGAGCUGCUGGGGCAACUCGCACAGAGCCCUGGCUCCCACACAUUCCUGGCCUGGCAUGGGACCAAGCCAUUCCCCCCCCCCAAUGCCUCAGUUUCCCCAUCUCUAGGAUGGGGGGAGGAGCUGGUGCAACAGCCAAGAGCUCGGGCGUUCCUGCAGUGGCAGGACGGAGCCCAAGGCGUGAGUUCUUCUCUGCCCAGCCCCAGCAAGCCUGACUUAGCAGGGGAGAGGGCCUGGGGCUGAGCCAGGCCAGACAGGACAAUCCCCAGUGGACACCCCCUGCCCACCUCCUCCCCUCCCAUCCCCAGGAGGCUGCAGGCUGGGCCCUGUCCUUCCAGGCUCCUGUAGCCAUCUGCCAUGCAGGCCUCUCCCUGCUGGGGCCCUGCCCAGAGCAGGCCCCUGGGCACAGGGCUCUACUGCCAGCUAGUUUACAGCUCUUCCCCCACCCCUCCCUGCUCCGAGGGCUGGGCCCUCGCUCCCCCCAUGACUCCUUCCCAGGUGGAGCUCUGCUGCUCCAGCCACUGUAGCAAUAAACAAUCUGUGACCCCCUCCCA